Molecule: messenger RNA, 1126 nt
Organism: Linum tenue
Lineage: Eukaryota; Viridiplantae; Streptophyta; Magnoliopsida; Malpighiales; Linaceae
Source: the annotation of a GenBank genome assembly
AUCCUUUCUUCUUUCUAACCCUAGUUUAUUCUCCCAAAGAAAGCCCGCCGCUCUGGUUGUUUCCGACCCUCCUCGCCCUUUUCACCACCACCACCGCCACCUUCAAAACCCAAUGGAUCUCCUCUUAUGCGUUCAAAGCUAUUAGCCGAUUCCACCGCCUCCAUCCCCUGCUCGGCAGCUGAGAUGGACGGCCACAUCAAUGGCAACAACACCAAGCUGACCGGGAUCCGCCAGAUCGUUAGGCUGAGGGAGAUCCUCCACAAGUGGCAGACCGUCACGCUCGGCGGCUCGUCGAGAUCCAACGGCCGCGGGAUCGCCCCGGCCAUCAACAACAGAGUGGCGAGCAUCAUCAGGAACGGUGACUCCGACGAGGAAGGUGGAGGAGGUUGCCCUAGCCCUCAUGACGAGCCGCCGUCGGACGUCCCCAAGGGUUACCUGGCGGUGUACGUCGGGCCGGAGCUUCGGAGGUUUAUCAUUCCGACGGCCUACCUGAGCCACUCGUUGUUCAAGGUGCUGCUGGAGAAGGCCGAGGAGGAGUUCGGGUUCGACCAUAGCGGCGGGCUCACCAUUCCUUGCGAGAUCGAGACCUUUAAGUUUCUCUUGAAAUGUAUAGAGCAUCAUCCCAAGGACCGCAAUAGUACUGCUGGCGACGACGUUGAAGAUCAAGCCGCAAGUGAAGACGUAUUAACCGUGAAGGAAGGAUAGAGCAAAAAUUGAUUUCUGGUGUAAAACUCAAAUGAGUCUCGUUCUAUGCAGAUAUGUGAUCUUUCUCUGUUCCAAUUUGUUGACGAUUCUUGUUCCCUCUUGUUUUUGCUUCUAUUUUUCCUCCCGAAUGACAAACAGUAGGAAGGAGGUUUUGAUGAUUAGAUAGAAUGUCUGUCAAUGGCAGGGAUGUGCUUUUUCGGGCUCGGCGGGUUUCGUUCUUGUUCGUGUGAUACCGUGCCGCCGCCGCACAAUCAAUUCACAUCUACACAACGAGCUAGAGAGCGGAGCUAGCGUCGAACAGGGCGAAUCACACACCACACACUAAAGAAAGAGGUUUUGAAAGUUCUUGGACCUGUUUUUCCGGCGAAGUUGGUGUAGUAAACAGGAUCCAAACACACCAUCAAGCUAGCUCGCUAGCUCC